Messenger RNA from Mollisia scopiformis, 1040 nucleotides. RefSeq names its product putative 40S ribosomal protein S3. Gene Ontology annotation, cellular component: cytosolic small ribosomal subunit; nucleus. Gene Ontology annotation, biological process: translation. The record is from RefSeq and is a predicted model, not a curated record. NCBI's taxonomy places the organism in Eukaryota, Fungi, Ascomycota, Leotiomycetes, Helotiales, Mollisiaceae. Gene Ontology annotation, molecular function: RNA binding; structural constituent of ribosome. The transcript is spliced from 2 exons. Bases 90 to 875 code for a protein of 261 amino acids.
CCCAAAAUCGCGAGUGUCCGACAAACCACAUCACCCAGCGAAAUUGUACCUCCACGAGCAGGUGCAAUCGAGAUUAUACAGCCGUCAAUAUGGCCUCCGGAGUACCAGGAACCGCUAUCUCCAAGAAGCGCAAGUUCGUCGCCGAUGGUGUCUUCUAUGCCGAGUUGAACGAGUUCUUCCAGCGCGAGCUGGCCGAGGAAGGAUACUCUGGCGUCGAGGUCCGCGUCACCCCCACAGUCACCGAUAUCAUCAUUCGUGCCACACACACACAAGAAGUUCUCGGCGAGCAAGGACGAAGAAUUCGGGAACUCACAUCUCUCAUCCAAAAGCGAUUCAAGUUUCCCGAGAACUCCGUCUCCCUGUACGCUGCCAAAGUCCAAAACCGUGGUCUCUCCGCUGUCGCCCAAUGCGAGUCCCUCAGAUACAAGCUCCUGAACGGCCUUGCUGUCCGACGAGCAUGCUAUGGUGUUCUUCGAUUCAUUAUGGAGAGUGGUGCUAAGGGUUGCGAGGUUGUCGUUUCUGGAAAGCUUCGUGCUGCCCGUGCCAAGAGCAUGAAGUUCACCGAUGGCUUCAUGAUCCACUCUGGUCAACCAGCCAAGGACUUCAUCGAUUCCGCUACUCGCCACGUUCUCUUGAGACAAGGUGUUUUGGGUAUCAAGGUCAAGAUCAUGCGUGGAUCCGACCCCGAAGGAAAGUCAGGCCCCCAAAAGUCAUUGCCAGACUCUGUUACGAUCAUUGAGCCGAAGGAAGAGCAAAGUGUGGUUCAACCAAUGAGCCAGGACUAUGGAACGAAGGCUGCUGCUUCUGCACAAGCUGCUGAGGCUGCACGUGCGGCGGAACAACAGGGUGAGGAGGCACCAGCGGAGGAGCAAUAGACAGGUGGUUAAACCUUGAUGAUUCUGUUAGGCGUGUAGGGUCAUUUGCAUACGAGCUUUCUCGGCAUUCUGCUGCGAGCUGGUAAUCAUAGCCGAUAAAUUCAGGGCUUUCACAAACUUCCAACAAACAAGACCCCAUAUGUAAUAUUCUUGAACUUGUGAUUC